Pecten maximus is the source of this 3180-nucleotide messenger RNA. Its product is annotated as zinc finger protein Gfi-1b-like. The coding region runs from base 50 to 1135 and encodes 361 amino acids. Gene Ontology annotation, molecular function: RNA polymerase II cis-regulatory region sequence-specific DNA binding; DNA-binding transcription factor activity. Lineage: Eukaryota; Metazoa; Mollusca; Bivalvia; Pectinida; Pectinidae. Gene Ontology annotation, biological process: regulation of transcription by RNA polymerase II. The transcript has 4 exons. The record is from RefSeq and is a predicted model, not a curated record.
CCUUGUUCAUCUUCGUCAAAGAAUAAAAAAGUAUAAUUUAAACAUUUCAAUGACGAUGCCAAAAUCAUUUUUGGUGAGAAAUACAAUUCGUCAAUUUGGAGAAGAAACACUGAGAAUGGACGCUAUGACCAGUGCCUUUCAGCUGGUGGUGCCAAAAAACGUACCAGAUAUUUCCAAAUCAGAUCUUCAACACGGUCCUUUUGCCUCAUCCAUCCUCCAUUUCCGAGACAACGCGUGGCCAGCACGUGCGACACUUGACGCAGAGAAGAUAAGCACGAUUGGAGGAAAUUUUACAGCAUUUAGACCCUGGCAAGAAAGAAAAGACGACGAUGCUGAAUCAUCUUGGAUUUGGCCGAUGAACCUACUUCCGUAUAUGUAUGGUGGGUGGACGGGAAGUCUUGGGGUGGACGCUAGGUGUCUUCUACAAAACUUGCUGCUGUCUUACAACUGUUUUGGUGGUUACCCGUUUCGUUAUCCGUAUAUUCCGGAUAACACUAACGACAAGGACGUUUGUACCGAAGACCAAGAAAGUCUUCAGGGAGAGCUAUCACCAGGACCAUGCGCAAGUACAUACGAAUGCGCCAAAUGCAACAAACUGUUCAGUACAUCUCAUGGAUUGGAGGUGCACGUGCGACGUUCUCACAGCGGCACGAGACCCUACGCCUGCGACGUAUGCAACAAGACGUUUGGUCACGCGGUUAGCCUUGACCAACACAAGCUUGUUCACACUCAUGAGAGGACAUUUGAGUGUAAACAAUGUGGAAAGGGAUUCAAACGUUCAUCCACCCUGUCAACACACCUCCUCAUCCACAGUGAUACCAGACCAUACCCAUGCCCAUACUGUGGCAAGCGUUUCCACCAAAAGUCCGACAUGAAGAAGCAUACCUACAUACACACAGGAGAGAAGCCUCACAAAUGUUUACAAUGUGGUAAAGCCUUUAGCCAGUCCUCCAAUCUCAUCACUCACAGUCGGAAACAUACAGGAUUCAAACCUUUCGCGUGCGACAAAUGUGGCCGAGCCUUCCAGAGAAAGGUGGACCUCCGACGUCAUGUUGAAACCCAGCACAGCAUGACAAUGGACAGCGGUUUACAACAAUCUCUGCUGUUACCAUUCCACAUUUCGGCCCGACAAUAGGAGUCACAUUCUACAUUCCGGGUCGACACAGGGCGUCACAUUCUAUAUUCCGGACGACAGUAUGCGUCGUAUUCUAUAUUCCGGACGACAGUAUGGGUCACAUUCUAUAUUCCGGACGACAGUAUGGGUCACAUUUUAUAUUCCGGACGACAGUAUGGGUCACAUUUUAUAUUUCGGACGACAGUAUGGGUCACAUUCUAUAUUCCGGGGCGACAUUAUGGGUCACAUUUUAUAUUCCGGACGACAGUAUGGGUCACAUUUUAUAUUCCGGACGACAGUAUGGGUCACAUUUUAUAUUCCGGACGACAGUAUGGGUCACAUUCUAUAUUCCGGGGCGACAUUAUGGGUCACAUUUUAUAUUCCGGACGACAGUAUGGGUCACAUUUUAUAUUCCGGACGACAGUAUGGGUCACAUUUUAUAUUCCGGACGACAGUAUGGGUCACAUUCUAUAUUCCGGGGCGACAGUAGAGCAGGGAUUUCGUUUCUACAUGUGAACGCUUUACCUUGGUUCAGCUGACAGCUGGUGUAUGUACCCUGCCUGUUGUGGUUGCGUACUGACUAUUCCUGAUGUUGAUAUAUUUAUUUGUGACGAUGGAAUGGAUCGAACGCUAUGAAAGUGAUAUCAGUGAUAUCAAAAAUCACAUAACUAUCAUUUUAUCAGUGAGUAGUAUAAUACAUAACGCUUAUUAUACUUAUCAUGUUAUCACGUCCAUAGUAUACUGACCAUGUUAUCAACGUUAUAACGUCCAUAGUAUACUGACCAUGUUAUCAACGUUAUAAACUUCAUAGAAUACUGAUCAUGUUAUCAACGUUAUAACGUCCAUAGUAUACUGACCAUGUUAUCAACGUUAUAACGUCCAUAGUAUACUGACCAUGUUAUCAAAGUUAUAACGUCCAUAGUAUACUGACCAUGUUAUCAACGUUAUAACGUCCAUAGUAUACUGAUCAUGUUAUCAACGUUAUAAACUCCAUAGUAUACUGAUCAUGUUAUCAACGUUAUAACGUCCAUAGUAUACUGACCAUGUUAUCAACGUUAUAACGUCCAUAGUAUACUGACCAUGUUAUCAACGUUAUAAACUUCAUAGUAUACUGACCAUGUUAUCAACGUUAUAACGUCCAUAGUACACUGACCAUGUUAUCAACGUUAUAGCGUCCAUAGCAAAAUUAUAAUAUAAUUAUCGCGUUAUCAGCGUUAAAAAAUCCAUAGCCAAAUUACAACAUAAUUAACAUUCCGUAAGCGUUAUAACAUCCAUAGCUUUAUUUUAAAAUUGUUAUCACGCCAUUAGCAUUUUAACAACCAAACCAUAAGUAUAGCAUAAUAAUCAUGUUAUCAACGUUAUAACAUGCAAAGCAUAAUUAAAGCAUAAUCAUUAAAGCACGAUUAUCAUGUUAGUACUGUAGCCUAUCCUAGCCUGUAUAUUAUGUUGACUAUACAUCUUCCUUGCGCUUCAAUACGGAAUAAGUCCAAAAAUAUCGGCAAUUAUUUCUUUUUGUACGGAGUUAUGUCCCGUAUAGGUCCACCUAGUGUUACUUUUGAUUGGAUGACGUCCCCUUUGUGUCCGCCCUAUGUUACUUUUGAUUGGAUGACGUCCCCUUUGUAUCCUCCCUAUGUUACUUUUGCUUGGAUGACGUCCCCUUUGUGUCCGCCCUAUGUUACUUUUGAUUGGAUGACGUCCCCUUUGUAUCCUCCCUAUGUUACUUUUGAUUGGAUGACGUCCCCUUUGUAUCCGUCCUAUUGUUCUUUCGUACGAAUUACGUCCCCUUUGUAUCCGCCCUAUUGUUCUUUCGUACGAAUUACGUCCCCUUUGUAUCAGCCCUAUAGUUCUUUCGUACGAAUUACGUCCCCUUUGUAUCAGCCCUAUAGUUCUUUCGUACGUAUUACGUCCCCUUUGUAUCCGCCCUAUUGUUCUUUCGUACGAAUUAUGUCCCCUUUGCAUCCGACAUAUAGUUCUUUCGUACGAAUUAUGUCCCCUUUGUAUCAGCCCUAUAGUUCUUCCGUACGUAUUACGUCCCCUUUGUAUCCGCCCUAUUGCUCUUUCGUACG